Molecule: messenger RNA, 2265 nt
Organism: Bolinopsis microptera
Lineage: Eukaryota; Metazoa; Ctenophora; Tentaculata; Lobata; Bolinopsidae
Exons: 1
Coding region: 19-1578 (519 amino acids)
Biological process (GO): circadian regulation of gene expression; signal transduction; entrainment of circadian clock by photoperiod
Cellular component (GO): cytoplasm; nucleus
Molecular function (GO): DNA binding; protein binding; deoxyribodipyrimidine photo-lyase activity
Source: RefSeq, a predicted model, not a curated record
AUCACUUCAGCAGGAAGGAUGAGUAAAGUAGCACUGCAUUGGUUCAGAUAUGGUUUACGACUGCACGAUAACCCUCCUCUCCUAAAAUCAAUCAAAGAAUGUACCAACCUGAUCCCUCUAUAUAUUCUAGACGACGAGUAUUUUAAGCCUGGAAAAGUUGGAAUUAAUCGCAUAGGUUUCUUGUUGGACUCCCUAAAGGCACUUGAUUCUGACCUCAGAGCUCUGGGUUCACAGUUGUUCGUAGCUAAAGGUAAUCCACAUGAUGUAAUCGAAAAGUUUAUCCAGGAGCACAAGAUUGAGGUUGUGAGCUUCGAAAGAGAUACGGAACCGUAUAACAAAGCUAUGGAUGAAAAGAUCAUGAACACUGUUCAAGCAUUGAACGUUAAGUCUUUCCCAUUAUGGGGCCAUACCAUGUUCGACCCUGAAUACCUUUUAGCGUUAAGCAAUGGAAAAGCUCCACUGACCAUGACAUCAUUCUUAAAACUCAUGGCAGAGACUGGCGAUCCUCCAAAACCAGUGGAUCCUCCUAAAUCAGUCCCACCUCCUCCAGCUGAAAACCUGACAUGCAAAGACGUGUUUAUCUAUCAGGGUGUUCCUUCUUUAUCUGACCUCAAACAGUACGACUUCAAUCCAAAGGAUUACACAACUUGGUUUGUCGCCGGAGAAAAGGAGGGUAUCAAGGUAAUGAAAGAAUUUCUUGCUCAGAAGAAAAGAGUGUCAACGUUUGAAAAGCCAAAAACUGAUCCCACAGCUUUGUCUCCAGACACGACUGCCUUGUCGCCUUACAUGACACGGGGUAGUCUCAGUGCUAGGUUAUUCUAUCACAGUCUGAAGGAUACAUUAAAAGGUAUGACUAGCAGUAAACCUCCGGUUUCACUGAAGGGGCAGCUGUAUUGGCGUGAGAUGGCAUACCUUAUAGGAUUCAGUGUGCCUAACUUCAAUCAGAUGGAGGGGAACCCUAUCUGUAAGCAAAUACCCUGGCUAGAAGGAGAUGAAGCAAAGUCUCUGCUAGAAAAGUGGGAAAUGGGACAAACAGGCUACCCAGCAGUUGAUGCUGUUAUGAACCAGCUGCGAACUGAAGGCUGGAUGCAUCAUCUUGCAAGGCAUUUAGCAGCCUGCUAUCUAACACGUGGUGAUUUGUGGGUCACCUGGGAGCUGGGUAGAGAUGUGUUUGAUAGACAUCUCGUGGACGCUGACUGGUCUAUAAAUAACUUUUCAUGGCACUGGCUAUCUUGUAGUGCUUUCUUCCAUCAAUACUUCAGAUGUUACAGUCCUAUCGCUUUCUUCAAGAAAACAGAUCCAAAUGGAAAGUUUAUUAAAAAGCAUGUGCCUAUACUGGCAAAGUUCCCUGAUAAAUAUAUUUAUGAACCAUGGACUGCGCCCAAAGGUAUACAGCAAGCAUGUGGUUGCAUUAUCGGCAAAGACUAUCCCAAACCAAUGGUCGAACAUAGUAUAGUGGUAAAAGAAAAUAUGUCCCGAAUGAAGAAAGCCUAUGAUGCUGGUAAAGCUAAGAAAUCUAGCGAACCCCCUGCUAAGAGGUUGAAGCAGAAUAGUCUGGGAAAAUAUGCAAAGAAAUGAGGAUUUUUGAUGAAUUAGUUAAUCGUUCAGUUGCAGUAUGCGACCACUGUGAGAGCAAAUAUUGUAGCAUUUUUAUUUAUCAUUAUUAUAUAUUGACUAAAUUUGUAUAAUAUAUUAAUUCUUUCAGUGUGUGACCGCUGUGAGAGCAAGUUUUUUAGCAUCUUUAUUUAUUAUAUAUUAACUAAAUUUGUAUGUAUCUUUUAAUUUAGUAAAUGUUCCAGUUGUGACCGCUGAGAAAACAAGUAUCUUUUUAUUUUCUAUUAUUAGAUGUAUUAAAUAUCUCAACAUUUAUUGUGCUAUUACACGAUUGACAGAAUAUUUUAACAAUGAUAAAUGAAUGUAUAGCACAAGCAUUAAGAAUUUACAGAGUCAUGGCUUCUAGUUCGUACAUUUACGUACUCGAUAUAAGGGCAUUGUUGAAAGGUAUUCAAAUUUGUUCCAAGGUGUUUAGAUCCGUGAAUAUUAGUGAAAUUUGUUUUAUUUUCGACUUUAGUAUUGAAUCCUUUAACGGUUCACUUCAGAAUUAUUUAAAUUGUGAAAUUGUUUUCAUAAAAUACUGCGAUCUAAAAACUUUUCUGUUCCACUAAAUGUUGUUUGAUUAAUUUCCACUAUUUUGUAUUCAACACUUCAACAGCUCUUGGCUAUUUUGAUAUGAACAGUAAAUUUCAAAUCAAAUAAUGAUUAAGU